UUGCAUACGUGCACACGAGUAGAGAAGGAAAACACGAGCGAAAGAGACACAGGAGAAGAAAGUGGAUGUGCUGGACUCAGAUCAGUAAUGCUGGACGCAGUCUGCACACGCUGACACAAUCAUGACAGCAGGAGUGAUCUUUGUAUUAUUCUGCCUGGUAUUACUCCAAGCCGUCUCCUCCUGUCCCAAAGAGUGCUCAUGUGACGCUCACACCAAAGUGGCGGACUGCCGGGGGAAAAGUUUGUACGAUGUUCCUCACAAACUCCACGAAGACACACUGGAGCUGUACCUCCAAAACAACCGCAUCCGAGGCCUGGGCUCCAUGUUCUUCCGAGAGACGCCGCAACUCCAGGUUCUGGACCUGGCCAACAAUUCCAUCUCAACACUUUCCCCCAGUGCCCUGCUGGGACUCAGAGGUCUUAAGAUCCUCAGCUUGGCCAAUAACUCCAUCCGGGAGGUGGACCGACGUCUUCUGGUUUCCAUUAGAAAUCUAACUCUCUUGGACUUGUCCUAUAAUAGCAUAGGAGGUUUACCCGCAGCAUUCGCCGACAGUUUUCAUCAUCUCACACACCUGUCGCUCCAUCACAACCGGCUGACCAAACUGGACCGCGUUCACCUGGAGGCUCUUGAAAAUCUGAAAGUUCUUGGUCUGAAGGGCAAUCCCUGGAGGUGUGACUGCCAUCUGAUAGGACUCAAGCUGUGGCUGGAAACAUUUGCCUUCAAAGGUGGAGUGGUUGACGGCAUCACGUGCGUCCAGCCUCACCUCAUGCAGGAGAGAGACCUCCGUCACAUUCCCUACGAGGUCUUUCACGCCUGCAUGAUAACCAGCUACAGCUAUCUGUUCGCCAACAUCCACUAUCUGGACAGUAAACACCGCAACCUCGGCGGACAUCUUCACCCCAGCUCCAGAGCUCCGGCCGGCGGUGAUUUCAACCCGCAGGGAGAGUACGCACUUCCCGACUGUGAGGCCAAGCAGAGACCCCGACCAGUCAACUACAGACACGCUAUAGCCACGGUGGUCAUCACGGGAGUGGUUUGUGGAAUUGUGUUCCUGAUGAUGGUGGCGGCCGCCAUCUACGGAUGCGCAUAUGCAGCGAUUAACGCGAGGUAUCAGAGAGAGCUGAAGAGGAAAGCGACGGAGGCCGACAGAGAGGAGAGGAAGAGCUCUGAGAGAGAUCAGGAGAAAACGCCGCCGGAGUGA
Triplophysa dalaica is the source of this 1201-nucleotide messenger RNA. It is a transcript of the gene lrtm1, whose product is annotated as leucine-rich repeat and transmembrane domain-containing protein 1. Gene Ontology annotation, molecular function: protein binding. Gene Ontology annotation, cellular component: extracellular matrix. The transcript has 3 exons. Bases 122 to 1201 code for a protein of 359 amino acids. The record is from RefSeq and is a predicted model, not a curated record. Lineage: Eukaryota; Metazoa; Chordata; Actinopteri; Cypriniformes; Nemacheilidae.